Molecule: messenger RNA, 2046 nt
Organism: Neocloeon triangulifer
Lineage: Eukaryota; Metazoa; Arthropoda; Insecta; Ephemeroptera; Baetidae
Gene: gudu
Product: armadillo repeat-containing protein gudu
Exons: 10
Coding region: 108-1931 (607 amino acids)
Molecular function (GO): protein binding
Source: RefSeq, a predicted model, not a curated record
CGACGGCGAUCAGUUACAACUCGGGCUCUUCUGGCGAGGACAGCUCGGACGAUGACUCGGGCGACGACCUAAUUUUUCAACAACUCAAGAACAAGACCGCCAGCAACAUGGACUGCACUUACUGGGACGUCCAAAAGCUCAUCAAAUACACUAGGGCAGGAAAUCGUACAGCGACAAUUUUGGCUUUGUCCUGCUUGAAAGACCACGAGCUGAACAGCGUUUCUUGUCAGCAAGCAAUUCGUGAUAUCGGAGGAAUCGAGGUGCUCAUUAAUUUACUCACGACGAGUGACGUCAAAUGCAAGAUUGUGGCUCUGCAAGUUUUGUCUGAGCUCGCCAAAUGCACUUUGGUGCGAAGGAAUAUCACGGACUUGGGCGGCGUUCCUCAACUGGUCACUCUACUCGCCUCGCCCAGCUACCAUUUGAGACUCCUCGCGGCCCAAACGCUGGCGCACGUGGCGAAAGUCAGCAAGGCGAGCCGCAUGGUGCGCAAAUCGUACUACGGCCUUGCAAGACUGGUUGAUCUCUUAGACAUUCCAAGCAGUGUUUUGGAGAGAAAAAUCGAAUUACUGACCGACGAUGAAAAGCAAAUGCUGGACGUGGCCCACGCGGGUGCCAGAGCUCUGUGGUCGCUUUCGCAGAGUCAGAAGAAUAAGAAGGCGAUGCAACGAGCGGGUUGCAUACCCUUGCUGGCCAAAUUACUCCGCUCGGUGCACACAAACGUACUCGUGCCUGCCGCCGCCACAGUCCAGCAAUGCGCAACUGAAGAAAUUUUUAAAUUGGCCAUGCAGAAGGAAGGGAUGAUUCCAGAUUUAGUGACUCAUCUUUCAAGCAACGAUGCUGAAUUGCGGAAACACGCGGCGCUAGCAAUUUUUAAGUGUGCUGAGGAAAAGGCGACUCGCGAUGCAGUGAGACAAAACGGAGGGCUCGACCCAUUGGUGGAAAUGUUGAAAUCAGAGACAGCAAUGAAGGACGCCAACAACAAAGCUAUAGUGGCUGCUCUGAGCGGCGCCCUGUGGAAAUGCGCAAUCAGCCCUGAGAACGUGCGACGUCUUGAAGAGUUGCACACCAUCGACCUGCUCGUCUCGUGCCUCAAGUGCGAAGACAACGAAGAAGUUUUGACUAAUUUGGUUGGGGCUAUUGCCGAGUGCUGCCGUUCGCCCAACAACAGGAUCGCCCUGCGAAUGGCGGAGGGACUGCCACCUUUGGUAUCCUUGCUCUCAGGAACGAACCCAAAACUACUUGAAAACACGGUCCUGGCCCUGGGACACGCGGCCCAGGAGCCGCAGAGUUUGAAAAUCUUGCUCGACUUGGACGGGGUGCGACUUGUCUGGACUUUACUCAAAUGCUCGGACCCUAAAGUGCAGGCCAAUGCCGCCGCCUCUCUAUGCCCGUUUAUAAAACACUCAGAGGAUUCUGCCGAAAUGGUGCGCAGUCUGAUCGGGGGCUUCGAAUUACUGGUCAGUUUGCUCGCCUCGAACGACAUCAGAGUUUUGAGCAACGUUUGCGCGACUGUGAGUUGCAUUGCGAGCAAAGACAGGGACAAUUUAGGAAUCAUUACAGACUACGGUGUUGUGGAAAUGCUCGCCUCCUUAGUCAUAACCGAAGACCCAGGUUUGCGCAGCCAUUUAUCGACGGCGAUCGCCCACUGCGCCGAUUAUGGCUCUAAUUGCAGAAAAUUUGGACAACUCGGAAUUGUGCCAAUUUUGGUCGACUACAUGACCAGCAACAAUUUGAGUGUCCUCAGGGCGACCGCAAAUGCCUUGUAUAAAUUAUCCACCGAGCCUUACAACUGCAUUUGCAUGUUUGACAGCGGCGUCGUGCCACACUUAUUGAUGACGAUUGGUUACUCUGACGAGCACUUGCAAGAAAGUUCGGCGGGAUGUCUGAACAACAUAAGAAAAAUGGCUAUAGCAGCGCAACAAGAAUAUUAAAUGUUUUAUUGUAUUAAAGCUUAAAUACAUUUUUGACUAAUAUUAAUUGCAAAAAAUAAAAAUGUUACAUAGCUACGAUUAAAAAUUUAAUUCUCAACAGUGUUUAAUUUGUAUA